AGGUCCCCCCUCCCCAACAGUACAGAGGCUGUCAGGCUAAUGGUAGCCGCUAUGAGUCGGGCGAAGAGCGAGAGACCAAACCCGGAGGAUUUCGGACAGAUGGAGUAGAAAGAAUGCUGCUCUCUCAAAAUGCAUCACAGUAGACGGAUAACAAGCUGACGCCAAACAAAUAUACAGCAAACUUUCAGCGCUGACAUGACGCUGGGGUUUAAAUAAGAUGUUUUAAACUGUCCGAGAACUGACAAAAUGCAUGUGCAAACUGAUCAACUGGAUUGUUGAAAUGACUUGGUCGGCGCUGACGCUGUCUGAUGGCUCAAACUGCAUAAUAGCCAAAUGGCAUUUUAUUUUGCGUCGACUUGACGUUUGGACCUCCAAUAUUGGAUCAGUUGUCUAGCUAGAAGUUCGGAUGAAAGUAAACAACUGGUGCAAUGUCAAACUACAUGGUCCGGAGCGUAAUGUACUAUUCGUGCUGAAGCGUAUGGGUCCUGCGUACUCAAGCUCCCGACUCCCACACAAAAAGGAUUGUCUCUGUUGCGGGGGGUGCAGUGCAGUAGCUGUCACAGCUCCACAUCUGGCUACUGACUGGAUAGUUAACUAGCUAGCUAGCUAACUGUUUUUCCUCUUGGGAAGCUAGUGAGGUUGAAUGAGUUUCUGCAUCAUUCGAGAGAAAGAUUGCUUUGUGAAAUCACCUCGGUGGUUAUCGUGUUCCGAAGAAGGGACCUGUAUUUUGGACAAUAUCUGAGAUCAAUCGAACAGUUUGAAGUGGUUCACAGCUGUCUUCUUAGCGAAAACACAUAAGGACUUUGCGUAAGUCACGUAUUUUUAAAGGCAAAGAUAGGGUGACAUUGCAGUCUCAUCAUAUUGGAUUUAACGUCGCCCGACAAAAAAAAGUGAAAGUGGGGCAUUGUCCGUCACACGUAUUAACGCAGUGGGAUUUGUACGUCUGGUCGGCGUUUUCCCCCACCCUUCCCUUGGUGACGGUGAUGGGUCGGAAGCGGUGUGUCGGUGCAGAUUGUUCCAAGAUGGCGGCCGGGUGCUGCGGGGUGAAGAAGCAGAAGCUGUCGGGAUCCCCCGGGUCGGGGGGUCCUGGCGGGGUGGGGGCGGGAAACGGAGUGGCAGGGACCGGACAUUGUGGAUCGGACUUGGGGAUUGGUUCCUCCUCGACUGUGGCGGCAGGGAACAUGAAUCGAGUGAACGGCCUGGGGUGUCCUGGGGGUAGUAGUAGUAGCACCAACGCGUUGUCCCCAACCCCGGGAGGCUACAACUCAACUGGCCUCUCCCCGAACCUAAGCCCGGGAUCUGGUUCGGGAAGUGGAGGCAGGAAGAUGGUUGUUUCGGCGGAGAUGUGCUGCUUCUGUUUCGACGUGCUUUAUUGCCAUCUGUAUGGAUACCAACCUCCCCGAACACCUAGGUUUACAAACGAUUCCUACCCGCUGUUUGUCACAUGGAAAAUAGGCAGAGACAAGCGGUUGAGGGGAUGUAUAGGUACAUUUUCUGCCAUGAACCUCCACCCAGGACUCAGGGAGUACACCCUUACCAGUGCCCUUAAAGACAGCCGCUUUCCCCCCGUGACGAGGGACGAGCUGCCACGCCUCUUCUGCUCAGUGUCUCUGCUCACCAACUUCGAGGACGUCGGUGAUUACCUUGACUGGGAGGUGGGUGUUCAUGGCAUUAGGAUAGAGUUUUUCAAUGAAAAAGGAUCAAAGCGCACCGCCACCUACCUACCAGAGGUCGCAAAAGAGCAAGGAUGGGACCACAUUCAGACCAUAGAUUCCUUACUACGAAAGGGAGGCUACAAAGCUCCCAUCGCAAAUGACUUCAGGAAGACCAUUAAGUUGACCAGGUACCGUAGCGAGAAGAUGACAAUGAGCUAUGCUGAGUACAUUGCCCACCGCCAGCACCAUCACUACCAGAACGGCACCGGGCACCCUCUACCCCCAUACAACCAUUAUUCCUGACAGCGAGCCGCAUGACCAAUCACUGGACCUCUCUGCCGACCUUUUCCCAGGAGAGCCCGCCCCCUCCUGGUCUAGCUAUCUCUACUACUGUACCAUUUUAUGAUGAUAGUUUCCGUUGCCAUGCUGACGCUCUCCCAGACGUUGACGUGGCAACGGGUGGCAAAAUGAGCAUCAAUUGAUGAUGACGAGAAAAAACUAAUCUUUUAUUUUUAUCCUCCUAUUGAUUUAGUUUUUGCAGCAUAUAUAUCAAUAUCUAUAACCCCUUUAGUUUUUAUUUUUGUUCACAAAUACUCGAUUUUCCUAAAUGUAUUAUUUUCAAACAAUCCUAAUCAGGCUUUUGAUUCUGUGGAUGGAAGCAAGUCAUAUAUAUGGUGAAUUCAUAAUGCAUAAAGGUAUAGGCUCAUGUUUUGUGUAGGCUUAGCUACAGUGUCCCAUCUAUUAGGGACAUGUUUAUCUUUUUCUGUUGAAUCCUUUCUUAGUAGCCAGCUUGGCAUUAUGUGUGUCAUGUGGCAAGCCAACAGCCGUUCUGGAAGACUCAAUCUUUUCCUCAAUUUUGCGAUUCUUCUCAAGAAAUGGACUAAUGUUGGUUUGGCCUUUGUAACCCGUUGUAGUGCUGUAGAUUGUAGGGUUGUGAUGCCACGCCACUAGUACUUGCUGGUCUUUUUUAUUACAUUACCCCACACGUGUUUGCUUUUCUGUGUGUGGUUAGAAGUUUGUUGUUAAGUUCACAUCCGACAGGAGAUUGAAACCGCUGUAUUAAAUUAGGAAUAGGAUCAUGACAAAAUAUUUGACAGAGACGUUCAUUUCCACCCCUGAGUGUUUUGUAAUGAAACCUGCAAAACUUGAAUUGAAUUUGUUCGGCUCCAGCUCAGAUAUUUUCACCCGCUCUUCUUUCCAACUUGAGAAAUGUAUGGAGGAAGCCAUUUCAGCAUGAUCAUGGCUGCGUCAAAGGAGGUAAUCUGUCCCUUGUCUCUGUGAAGCAGGCCGCUAGUGAAAGUGAUCCAUAGGGCUGGAGGGUGUGAUAGGGUUGGAGAGUUGACUGCAGGGCUGGAGGGUGUGAUAGGGUUGGAGAGUUGACUGCAGGGCUGGAGGUUGUGAUAGGGUUGGAGAGUUGACUGCAGGGCUGGAGGUUGUGAUAGGGUUGGAGAGUUGACUGCAGGGCUGGAGGUUGUGAUAGGGUUGGAGAGUUGACUGCAGGGCUGGAGGUUGUGAUAGGGUUGGAGAGUUGACUGCAGGGCUGGAGGUUGUGAUAGGGUUGGAGAGUUGACUGCAGGGCUGGAGGUUGUGAUAGGGUUGGAGAGUUGACUGCAGGGCUGGAGGUUGUGAUAGGGUUGGAGAGUUGACUGCAGGGCUGGAGGUUGUGAUAGGGUUGGAGAGUUGACUGCAGGGCUGGAGGUUGUGAUAGGGUUGGAGAGUUGACUGCAGGGCUGGAGGUUGUGAUAGGGUUGGAGAGUUGACUGCAGGGCUGGAGGUUGUGAUAGGGUUGGAGAGUUGACUGCAGGGCUGGAGGUUGUGAUAGGGUUGGAGAGUUGACUGCAGGGCUGGAGGUUGUGAUAGGGUUGGAGAGUUGACUGCAGGGCUGGAGGUUGUGAUAGGGUUGGAGAGUUGACUGCAGGGCUGGAGGUUGUGAUAGGGUUGGAGAGUUGACUGCAGGGCUGGAGGUUGUGAUAGGGUUGGAGAGUUGACUGCAGGGCUGGAGGUUGUGAUAGGGUUGGAGAGUUGACUGCAGGGCUGGAGGUUGUGAUAGGGUUGGAGAGUUGACUGCAGGGCUGGAGGUUGUGAUAGGGUUGGAGAGUUGACUGCAGGGCUGGAGGUUGUGAUAGGGUUGGAGAGUUGACUGCAGGGCUGGAGGUUGUGAUAGGGUUGGAGAGUUGACUGCAGAGCACAUUGUCCUCUCAUUCAUUGUCCUCUGAGAAAAAUACCGUCAUCCUGUUAUUUCAUGCUAGUUGGUUUGAGAGGAAAAACCAAUGAAGGAGACUUGAGUCUAGUGACAGGUAUAUGCUAAAACUACUUAAAGCCAUAUUCUGUUUUUAAUGCAUGUGGUUGUUUUGUAGGCUUGAGAUGUUUGCUUCCCCCCCACCCCUCUUAUCUGUAACCUCUGUGUUUACUUCCUCUACGAGUUUACUUUAUUCUGGUGGCUUUGGUCCCAAUAGUUGGGUUUCCUCUCAAAGUUUGUGUUUUGGUCCUGGUUAGGAAUCUGGGCCGGUAAGACAUUAUCUGGACUUACUCAGUUAGCAUGGGUUAGCAUCAGGGGUGUAUUUAUUAGUCGGAGUCUGUUGCAAAAUGUUUUGCAAUGAAACCUGUUUACUGUUUGGUUCCUAGAGUAAACAGGGAAAAUGGAACGAAACGGAGAGGACUACCUGAAUUUGUACAAUAGAAACUCAUUUUCAUUGAUAAACGUUUUACAUUUGCAACGGAAUCCGACUGAUGAAUACACACCAGCGUUUGAACUCCUUUGUGCUGUUUGUUAGUCCUCAUCACCUCUGCUGCUUUUAUACCAUUUUAACUGAAGCUUGUGGCCACAAUGACAAAUAAUGAAACUUGAUGUAGGCCUAAUCAAUGUUUACAUCCACAUUUGACAUUACAUGCUUGAUGACUGACGGUUGCCAUAGUUGUACACUUUCAUGUGCUCUCGUCAAAACGCUAUGAGAUCUUGUGGAGGCUUCUGGAGAUAGCAUCUAGCUAACCUUAAACCCUUGGAACUGGUCAUCGUCGGUUGAUUUGUUCAAAUCCGUUAUUUCCUCAUGACAUGCUGCUGUUUGUUGAGGUGCUUGCCGUUUUCAGGACCAGUUGCUCCCCAUCUCUGUGCCACUAGAAACCAUGCAUGGGUUGUUGGUCUGUCUUGUCAGCUGUUUUGGCAGAUUGGUGAGCUGGUUGAAACGGAUGCAGAGGAAACUGAGAAAGAGUGGUCAAGCUGCAUUCAAACCCUACAUAAAGAGCCAGGGAUUUCAAGUAACCAGUUAGUCAAUGUCCUCUUCAAGUGUUCCUUUUUGUCAGUCACAUCCAUGCCCAGUAGUUGGUAUGUUUUAUCAAGUGUAGUUAAUGGAUUAGCUAAUGAUCUCUGUGUCGUGUACAGGUUUGAGAGGUGCUUGUACAAAAAAAAAAGAACGAACAUAUUUUUUUAAACAUCUUUUACCAACUGACAGUAGGGUUAAUCCUUUUUAUUUUAUUUUUAUAUGCAAAAUGUUAAGGGCUUUUGGCAUUCCAUCCACAGUAACCCGAAAUGACCCAGAUUUCAGUUGUGUUGAUUUAAUAAAUGAUGGACCAGUAAAAUGGUGCCCUGAGUGUUCCUCUGUCCUGUACUGUCUAACACUGACCUCAACCUACAGAGCAGUGACGGGCCUUUAAAACCUGAUUCAUCCAUUCACCUUCAGAUAGACACAUUGUAGCGGGAGGCAGAUGGGAACCUUUCUUAUAAUCAUACCAGGACAUUAGAAACCCCCAGCUUACUUCACUAAUCUAGCCUAUUGUAGAAGGGGUUUGUCCACAGACAUGCUUGGUUUAGAUGUUAUUGUGGUAAUGGUCUAUCUAUCCUGUUCUCUGUGCUUCCCUGCUCAGGUAUUGGAUGGCAUUUCCUUCAUAUUAUCCUCUUGUGGUCAGGGAAAUGCUGCUCAACAACAUUGACAAGACAAAGGAGGCCUACGUAAAGAGAUAUAUUGGCCUAGUAGUUUGUCACAAAAACAGUUUUCAGAGAACUGCGGGACAAGCUAUCCCUGUUGUUGAACAAUCGGGUACCCAUUUUCUGGUCCAUUCAAUACAGCACAACCUGAAUACUUUUCUGCUGCAAAAUCAAGUCCACCAUUCUCUUUUACAUACUUGCCGAUAUAUGUAUACACAAAUGCAGUCCAUUCUGUUGCAUGUGUGUAUAAAACAUACAGUAUGGUUUAAUCCCUGACAUCGAAGGCUUAGAGACUUGUAUAAAUCAUCAAAAAUAAAUAAAAUGGUGCUAUUGGACCUCAUGUUGGGGCGGUCGCGAGUUUCGUGACUGGUCAUGCGGACUCAUCGAUCAUAUCCGACUUAUUAUCCUUGAUAUAUGCAGAUCUGUUCAACAGGUGUUUUUUCCUACCAGUGUAAGUCAACACCCUGCAGGUUUGAAAGGACAAGAAGUCACUACUAAUCCCCCUCCCCCCAACUCCCUGCCUCAUGGCCUGGGGGUUAAAGGUAUAGUCUGUCGUUCAGUAGAUCGUGGCAUCAGAAGGGGACAUUCUCUCCUGGACUGGGACAGUAAAGAGUUGGAGUAAAAGGGGUCUAUCGCCCCUCCUCUCCAGCCUCCCAUCGUAGGCCCCUUUCCCUGUCCAGCCCACGAUUGGAUGUUCCUCUUAGAAGCACACCCAUAACACUUCAUGUUUUACUCUGUUAAAUUGUGAGUUUUUAUAGCUGUCCUGUAUCAUUUACUCAUCCAUGGAGUUGAUUAUCAGCUUUAAGGUCAUCUGACAGAAGGCUCUCACUCAACUCUGGCUCUUACAAACUCCCUCAAAGGAAGUCGUGCUUCUCAUGUAAUAUUGUCAUUCAUGUAGCCCUCUAUAACAGUGGUUUCUUUAAGCUGGACAUGAGGGUGGGUUUAGUUGGCAGGUUUAGUGAGCCAGAUGAGUGAUUGCUGAUGUCAUCAGGAUGCUCACAUAAUUAUUGUAUGACAUUUGACUUGGACAAUUCGUUGCCAUUCAUGAAUCACUCUUCCGUAUGACCGUAAGUAUAUCAUGUUACGUAAUUUUAACAUGGAAAUGACUGAACGUAAAGGUUCAUGAAUAUCAAUAAAUCUCAGUCAAAUGUGAUGUGAUUUUCCUGGUGUCCUUCAAAAGAUUAUUCUGACUGCUAAUUAGCAGUUAGUUUAAACACACCUCUGCCCAUGGACGAGUGACCAUUGUUCAUACUAACACAACUGGGAUAAUGUGUAAAGACAAUGUAAUUUGGUUCCAUUGCCCGGUUUAGCCCCUGCAUCCCUUGUAUGUGUACCGGUAUGCAUAUAUUUUUGUGGAAUGCUUAAGCUCCUAUUACCUUUGUAUGUUCAACUGAACCAAAGAUGCCUCUGGCCCAUAGAGAUGUAUAGAGAUCAUAACAUGGAAGUAACCUGUUUUUGCAUGGACGUUUAGGGCUUCCUCCUUUUUAAAAUGGUCAACUGGGUGGGGAUUCCUAUGGGUUGGGAGUGAUCGACCAAUGAGCAGAGCAUUGUUUUCUUCAAAUUAGUUUGUCUAGUUUGUAAUUGGCUUUAAGCUAUAUGGCUGCCAUCUAGCGGCCACAAAUUGAACACAAUUUGGUUCAAGACUCCAUCACUGCAGGUGGUAGUAAGUCACCAAUGUUAGCUUUACACUUUUUUCAAACAUCAAAAGAAGAAGAAAAUGGACUACUUUAAAAUGGAGAACGCCUCAAUGGCACUGCGCGUGCUGUCACAGACGCCAUAAUGGCACAGAUACAACGUAGCGAUCUCUAUACAUCUCUGUUUUGGCCAAGUCCAAAUGCUGCUCUUCAGGCCUGGCUUCCUGUCCUUCCAAAAAACACCCCUGCAAGAGACAAAAUGUUAUUUUUUUCCGUCUGUUUCAGAUUUUUAAAAUCUGUUUUUUUUUGUACAAUUUCUAACUUGUCUUUUUGAUUUCUUUAGCAACCUCUUAUUCAAUGAAUUUCAUUGAUUAUGUCUGAAGCCUUACCCGGCAUCAAGGAUAGUGAAAUUACUUGGUUGCACACAAUUUUUUAUUUUGUUGUCGUCACUUGUAUUUUCAUUAUUUUAAUUUUUUUCAACAACAAAAAAAAACCCAUAGCGUGCCUCCUAGAUGUAUG
Molecule: messenger RNA, 7730 nt
Organism: Salvelinus namaycush (lake trout)
Lineage: Eukaryota; Metazoa; Chordata; Actinopteri; Salmoniformes; Salmonidae
Product: AMME syndrome candidate gene 1 protein-like
Exons: 6
Coding region: 984-1958 (324 amino acids)
Source: RefSeq, a predicted model, not a curated record